AUUAUGUGGCUUUUUAUUAACUAGUUACUUUCCGGAUUUCGGGAUGAAACAAUGUCGAGAUAUGGUGAUAUUCCCGAGGGGCGGGAACUUAUAACGAAUUCUUUCCUAUUAGUGUUAUUGUUCACGUUUACGGACGUCGUGGACCAUUUGAAAGCUUUAACAGAACUUAACGGAUAUUGUUGUCGCAGUGCAUAUUUCUUUGAGUCAACUUGGUUUUUUUUUCUCACUCUUUCUACGGAGGACAAGUUGGAGUACAAUUUCUAUCCGGUGUCCAGUGGCCAGGUCCAAUUUCGCAUAAAAGCACCGAAUGAUGCCCACAUCGCACUUACAACUGGUCCGAAUGAAGGGGACCCCAUGUACGAGGUGUUCAUCGGCGGUUGGGGAAACGCUAAAUCGGUAAUCCGUAAAAACAGAACCAAGCCUGAAGUUGCCGAGGCCGAAACUCCAGGAAUCUUGAGUGCCGACGAACUUCGAGGCUUCUGGAUUAGGUGGCAGGAUGGAACCAUCAGAGUGGGAAAAGAAGGCGAAGCAAGCCCCUUCCUGAGUUAUUCGGACCCUGAGCCUUUUGGAAUCGGUUAUUUUGGGGUCUGUACCGGCUGGGGAGCCUCUGGUGAAUGGCUCAUCGAAG
Molecule: messenger RNA, 628 nt
Organism: Orussus abietinus
Lineage: Eukaryota; Metazoa; Arthropoda; Insecta; Hymenoptera; Orussidae
Source: RefSeq, a predicted model, not a curated record